Molecule: messenger RNA, 432 nt
Organism: Dovyalis caffra
Lineage: Eukaryota; Viridiplantae; Streptophyta; Magnoliopsida; Malpighiales; Salicaceae
Source: the annotation of a GenBank genome assembly
AUGCUUGGCGGGAGAAGAGGUGCGUUACCAACUACUCCAGCUCUUCCCAUAAAUCGAAUUUCCAAUAAUGUUGCUGAUGCCAAACUCCUCUCUUCUACUCGAUUGCCUUUUACUCCCAACCAUCUCAAAUCUCUAGGGUUCACACCCUCCCCUCCUCAUUUGGCCCUCUUCUCUCUCUUCUUUCUUCUUUCUACGGCUAUUGGAGCAAUGUUCUCUUUGGCUAUCAUUUCCCUUCCAACUAUUAGGGUUUUUAGAAGAUUGGGAGCUUCUGUCCAAAAAUUGUCUCGAGUCAUCUCUGAAGAGGUGCCAGGAACCUUGUCUUCUCUCAAACUCUCUGCCCGUGAGAUUAAUGACCUCACUCAGCAACUUAUCAACCUCAGUUUGUUGGCACAAUCAAGUCGAAGGCAUUCUGGGCAAGCAGCCCUCCGUUAA